GCCGACGCCGCUAGGUGCCGACGUCGUCGCAAGGGACGACCGACUGAACGUCGUCACGGCGACGGAGGAUGACUCCGGACAUUACACAUGCGUCGCCAGCAGCAUAUCCGGCGACAUUCAGAAGGACUUCUACGUACAAGUUCUAGUUCCUCCGACGAUCGGCGACACUAAGGAUGACUUGGUGGCGAUAGAGGACCACCCAGUGACCAUCGAGUGUCCGGCUAGAGGAUCGCCGACGCCGGUCAUCACGUGGUUCAAGAACAGCGAUAUGAUUCACUUCGAGCAAGCCUAUGCCGAAACCAUCAGAAUCAUGUCCGGCGGUCACAUGCUGCACAUUACCACGUGUGCAGACGACCCACGAGGCACGGUACAUGUGUCGCGUGAAAAACGACGCCGGCGUCUCAGAGAAGGAAUUCAACCUGCAAGUAUUAGUUCCUCCGUCGAUCUCGGACAAGGUCAAGGACGUCUACCAGGUGGUCACUAACAGUACGGUCAGUAUCGGAUGUCCAGCUACGGGCAAGCCUGAACCAACCAUCACGUGGCUGCGUAACGGACAGCCACUCAUCGCUGAUGUUGACGAUGUUGAGUUUCUUGCCGAUGGCAGGCAGCUACGUGUGUCUGCCGUGCAGGCGUUUCAGACAGGCACCUACAGCUGCAGAGCGCAGAACAGUGCGGGAGAGGCUGAGAAGGACUUCAGACUACAAGUGCUCGUUCCUCCUAAAAUCUCCACUGAUUUGACUACUGACUUUGAGGUCUUCGUGAAUCAACCCAUCUCCAUCCAGUGUCCGGUGAAGGGCACGCCAAUGCCAGAUGUCAUCUGGAUGUUCAAUGGGCACGCACUGAGCGCAGAAGGGUUAGAACAAAAAGACAUUCGAAUUACAAGAGGCGGACAGCAGAUGGAUCUAACGCACACACUGACGGAGCACGCUGGCACCUACACAUGUCGUGCUGAGAAUGACGCUGGGCUAGACCAGCGAGACUUCAGGGUCCAAGUAUUCGGCACGUAUCCACUAAUAAAGUUCUAG
Messenger RNA from Priapulus caudatus, 1025 nucleotides. Its product is annotated as hemicentin-2-like. The record is from RefSeq and is a predicted model, not a curated record. The transcript has 8 exons. NCBI's taxonomy places the organism in Eukaryota, Metazoa, Priapulida, Priapulimorpha, Priapulimorphida, Priapulidae. Gene Ontology annotation, cellular component: plasma membrane; axon. Gene Ontology annotation, molecular function: cell-cell adhesion mediator activity. Bases 291 to 1025 code for a protein of 244 amino acids. Gene Ontology annotation, biological process: axon guidance; homophilic cell-cell adhesion; dendrite self-avoidance.